Molecule: messenger RNA, 23373 nt
Organism: Caenorhabditis remanei
Lineage: Eukaryota; Metazoa; Nematoda; Chromadorea; Rhabditida; Rhabditidae
Exons: 31
Coding region: 1-23373 (7790 amino acids)
Biological process (GO): fatty acid biosynthetic process
Molecular function (GO): phosphopantetheine binding; 3-oxoacyl-[acyl-carrier-protein] synthase activity; fatty acid synthase activity
Source: RefSeq, a predicted model, not a curated record
AUGCCGUUUAUUGCUGUCCCCCAAUCUCGAGAAUCGGAGAAAAUGGAUGUCUGCCUAGUUGGAAGCUGGGCAAAAAUAGCGAAUGGUGAAGAUGGUCAUGAGAUGGCGGAAAACAUUUUCCUGAACAGGGACAAUAUCGUGCCACUACCAAUUGAUAAAAGUUACCUUUCCGAUUUCCGUGAGAAGCAUCCCGAUGUGAAAGCAGCACUUGUCAAUGGAAUUGAGUACUUCGAUGACCAGUACUUUGGGACUGGCGAGUCAGAGGCCAUCUGUAUGGACCCUCAACAACGAAUGUUGAUGCAGGGAGUGAUACAAGCAUUGGAGAAUGCUGGAGUCACUAUUGAAAUGGCUUCAGAAGCGCGCGUGGCUGUGUACACUGCCGCCUGGUGCUAUGACUAUAAGGAUCUCCUUCCACCAGAUCAGUAUAUGGCGACGGGAAAUUCGGCGAGUGUCAUGUGCGGAAGAAUAACCUACUUCCUGAACUCUCGAGGAGCCGCUGUUGGAAUUGAAACCGCAUGUUCCUCAUCUCUUGUUGCUUUUCAUCUUGCUCGACAAGCAAUCAUGUCUGGUGAGACAAAACUUGCUCUUGUCUGCGGAGCUAACCAUGUUGGAUCGAGAUCAUUCCACUCGUUGUACAACUCUCACAUGGUUUCCCCUAACGGACGUCUGGCUGCAUUUGAUCGUUCUGCGAACGGUUUCGUUAGAGCAGAAUCAUUUGCUGUUGCAGUUCUCUGCUCGAAACAAUUUGCAGAGGAAAACAAUCUACGCAUUCACUGUGAAUGCAUUGGCUCUGCUUUCAAUAGUGACGGAAAAACUCCAUCGCUUACCGCUCCAAACCCAAUUUCGCAAUAUGAGGUACAACUUGAGGCAUUGAAAGGAAUCGACAGAGAUACCGUACAGCUGGUAACAUGUCACGGAACUGGAACUAAACUAGGAGACCAAGUGGAACUGACCGCCAUCAAAAAAUCGUUUAAGCCGGAUAUCCGUGUCAUGAGCCCGAAGAGCUCCAUGGGACACGGAGAGGGCGCCGCCGGACUAAUCGGAGUGCUUCAAUCUCUAUAUUCAAUGGAACAGGGGAUUAUUCCUAACCAGCUGCACCUCCAAUUGCCGUCUGAAGAUUUGGGCGAUGAAAAGUCAAUGGCUUUUGUGAAUGAAGAGAUGGAUUUGAAAAAAGUGGCAAUUAGCUCAUAUGGAUUCGGUGGAACCAAUGCGUGUGCAAUUAUUACUAAACCAAAACCAAAUGCCAUAAAAACCGAGUCAUAUGCAGAAUCGAAAGUGCUCUUUCUCUCUGCCAAGAGUCACGAGUCGUUGAAAAUUCAAAUUGAGGAAAUUACGGGAUUUUUGGCUCAGUCAGAUUCUGACUUGGAAGAUAUUUUGUACACUAUGAAUGUACGAAAAACCAAAUACGAUGUACGUGCUGCUGUAUUCGGUAAACACCAAGAAGAGAUUGUCAGAAAACUACAAAACCAUGAAUAUUCUAUGACAAACUCUCAAGAAGGCACAUUCGAAGUGGAAUUUGGAGAAGGAAACGAGAAGCUUUGGUUGUUGAGAAUGCUCUAUGAGAAAAAUGAAACAUUCCAUUCGGCAGUGGAUAAAUAUUGUAAACUGGCUGAAUCGUGUGGCUUCCCUGAGGCGAGAACAGCUCUUUUCUUCCCGUUUAAGCUGACUCUCACUCCACUCACUUAUAAUGUUUCCCGUCUUAUAUCGAGCAUGGCUACAUUUGAGCUCCUCGUGCAAUAUAACACUUUGCCGUCUAAGCUUCGAGGAAAGGGACUAGGACAGAUUUUCUGUCUUGCCGCUGCCAAAGUCAUCAGUUUUGAGAAUGCAGUUCAACUUAUCAAGGGAGUCGUUGCAGAGGCAAAUCUGACUGAUAUUCUUUCGAACAUUGAUUUGAAAACUUUAAAAAUACCAAUCGAGAUUCAACAUUUGAAAAGUACAGUCAAGAAAAUACUACCAAUUCAUAUCUCUGGAGAGUUAAAAGAAACUGCGAUUCCAAAUUUGAUGACGUUCUUGGUGAAUGGAAAGGAAGUCACCGAACUGGACCCAAUCAAAAAAGUGCAAAGUCUCAAUUGCCAACUAUUUGCUUCUGGUUUUGACCCAAAACUGAUAUUCCGUGGUCAAAUCGUCAAAACACCUGGAUAUUCCUUCCUGAAGAGAAAGUUCUGGCCAGACUCAAUAAAAACUGGAUUAGCUAUAACAGAUACUAUUGAUGAAGAGGUGACAUCAGGAAUCUCAGCAUCAGAAAUUGAGUCUGCGGUUAGAGCAAUUGUGAAACAGUUUCUGGAUAUUGAGAAUGAUGACGUCAAUUUGUUGGAGACUGGUGAUGUAGACUCAUUGACCUCUAUUGAGAUGGUCGAAGCAUUUGGAACUGCUGUCAACCAAACAAUGCCAUUCGACUUAUUAGAAAGUUACCCAACUGCUAGAAGCAUUAUCGAAUUCUUAAAAACUCUUGUUGCCUCUGUUCCAACAGUUCAACAAAAAACAAAAAGUGCUAAGAAAAAGUCUAUCGGACAUUCAGUGGAAACUGAUAUCAACGUGGCUGCCACUGACUUUAUGUUUGCCGGUGUUGAAGGAGAAAAGGAACUUUGGGAUACUUUACUCACCUCCAAACUCGUAACCAAUAAAAUCUCGGAUACAAGAAAAAAGCAAUGUGAAGGUGACGCUGGACUGGAAGUCGGCUUGUUGAAACAAGACAUUUCGUUAUUCGAUAACUCAUUCUUCUCCGUCGCAAAAGAUGAAGCGGGAUUCGUAGAUCCUCAACAUCGUCUACUACUUCAUUCUGCUUACAACGCACUUGAGAAAUCAGGAUUGACUGCAAUUCCAGAUGCAGAUCUUUUCCUUGCAAUCAGUGCGCAUUCUGAAUACCGCACGUUGGCUGAAAAACAUGUUGAAGAACUCGAUGAACGACUUUGGAUGGGAACUGUACACAGUAUGGCUGCAGGAAGAUUGGCUGCACUUCUGGGAAUCAGAGGUCGGGCAAUUAUUGUUGACACCACUUGCUCAUCUAUUGCUACUGCUUUAGAAAUGGCCGUCAACUCUAUCAGAGAGGGAAAACAAUACGCUGUUGUAGCUACAAGUCAGUUGAUUCAAUCCUCCAAAUGGUUGUACUCUCUGAGAACUCUAUUGGAUCAUCAUAAUACAAAAUCAUUUUCUGUUGAUGGAACAGGAUUUUGUCGUUCUGAUGGAGUUGGAGUUAUCAUUCUGAAGGCUGCGGAACCUGGGGACUCAGCUGUUAUCAAAAUUUCGGAAGCAAAGAGUCAUCACUGCGGAGCUGUCAUCACUCCAGUGGUUAGUGCAAUUUCUCAGCUCCUGGAAGAUGUUGGAGAUGUAACUUAUGUAGAAGGACACGGAACUGCAACAUCAGCCGGUGACAGUGCUGAAUCACUGGCUUAUCAAAAACUUGGAAAAGAACUUAUCAUGUCUUCAGUGAAAGCUCAAUUCGGACAUUGCGAAGUUGCAUCCGGCCUAAUUCAACUCAUGAAAGUUGCCUCUUUGAGCAAUCAUGGAAUAGUUCCUGCCGUUGUUCACAAUUUUUUGCCGAAUGAACAUAUAAGGCACAACAAUGAUAUUCGGUUGCCAUUUGUAUCUGAGGAAAGUGAAAUUCGGGAAUCUGCUAUAGUUUCAUUUGGUAUCACUGGUACAAAAACUGUGGUGACUACAAAGAAAGUGGAUGUAACGGAGAGCAAGAAUCAGGCCAACUGCUUCAUGCUACCAAUUAGUGCAAAGACUAAAGACGCUCUCAAAAAUGCUUGUUCUUCUUUGAUUGGAAUGAUAGAAAAUAGUAGCGAGAGUCUUCACGAUAUUUCCACAACACUUCAAAAACAGAAAACAAACUUCAAAUGGCGUGCUGCGGUUGUGGGAAGCAAUCACUCCGAAGUAGUUCGCAAUUUAAAAAGGAUUCUGACGAGUGAAAGUGGAAGCAUAACAUCAAAUUGGCACAUUUGCACUAGUCCAUUUUCCAUUGGAUGUUCUUCAUUCUUUAACAACAUUCCGGAAUUUGAAGAUCAUUACUCCCUGUUCUGCCAUCGCCUUCGCUUUGAACCACAUUCUGAUACAGGAUCCUUGUAUCACUUGCUGUCAAUAACAUAUGCUCUAAUCAAAAUUAUUAUUCAACACAAAAUCACUUCAUCAUUUGCCGUUGGAGGAUUCAACAGUUUAGUUGUUCUUGCUGCCGUUGAUGCAGCACCAUCUCACUACCUCAAUGAUCUACUUCAUGCUUUUGUAAACAAUGACGUCAGAAUGAUGAAGAGAAUCGCUAGAGAUGUCACUAUCAAUAUCGAGAACUUGGAAAUCUUCAAUUUGAAGAGAGAAUCUAUCACAACUGCCAGACAAGCAGUUGAUGCCACAAUUGAUAUCAACCCGACAAAUGUUCGUCUGUCAGAGGAUGCUGUGAUCUUAUCUCCAAACGAGACGUACCCAUAUACUGAACCAUUGCAAAACAUCACUGACUAUUUCAAACUGAUCGGUGAAAAGUUCACGAGAGGAGCUAAAAUAGACUUUGUCAGUAUUUUCGGGAAGCCGUCAAAACUGAUAGAUCUUCCUGAAUAUCCGUUUAACAGAAAGUCUUUCUGGCUUCCAAUUCCGGAAAAUGUUCAACUAAAAAACAAUGAAAUUCAUGCAUCUCUACCAAAUGAUUACGAGUUUCUGCUGAAGUCUGAAAAAUGGAGUCAUGUGAAGAACCAUGUUGUGGAUUCAAAGAUAGUGCUGCCAGGAGCAACAUCUAUCCGUUUAGUCUAUCAGCUGCAUGGGAAGACAUAUGUCGGAAUGAGCAAUAUUGAUUUCUUGAAUAAAAUCACUCCGACUGAAACACCAACUAUUGUGAAGUUGAGGGAACAAAACGGAUUGGCUACAUUGUGCUUUGGAGAAACAGAUGCCAUUAGCUUCAGUUUCUCCGACUCUCAAGAUUUCAACCUUGUUCCAAAUGAGCGAUUGAAUUCCGAAGUUCAUCACGGUGACAGUAUCUACCAGCGAUUUUCAACCAGUCAUUUGACCUAUCGAAAUGAGUUCCAGAUGAUUGAUUCUCUCAGAUUCACAAUGGGAAGAGGAGAAGCGAGAUUUGCGGAAAUUACUAACUUGGACAUUCUUAUUGACGGUACGCUUCAAGCAAUUGUCGGAGGCUAUUUCUUUGAGAAUCCUCAUGACCAAAGUCCUUUUGUUCCAUUCACUAUCGAUAAACUGUCGAUUGUGACCGGUGAUAUUGCUCAGAAGCAGUUGCAUACUGUCUUCACCUAUGAUUCUUCCGAAAACUUUAUCACUGGCAAUGCCACAGUCUAUGACGUGUUUGGAAACGUAAUUCUGCAUAUAUCCAAUGUGACGUUCAAGCGACUCAAUGGACAAUCAGCACCGUCCAUCUCCUCUAAAACUGUUGAUACUUCAAAAAUUACGAAGAAAAUUGAGAAUGAAGAUUUGAAGAGAGCGUCGAAGAAUAUGCUCCAUUUGUGGUUUGAAGAAAACUUCGGAUGGACUGAUAUUGAUAACACAACUGGAUUCUUUGAUCUCGGGUUAACAUCGAUUCAAGCUGUGAAACUGAGGAAUACUAUCAAAUCAAAUUAUCCAAAUGCUUCAUCCACUUGUGUGUUUGACUACCCAAGUAUUGAACUUCUCUCAGGAUAUUUGUCUACAUUGAAUGAUCCCCCAGCAUCGGAAAAUCAAGAAGAUGAGACCACCGAUGAAAGAAAAGAAAUGGAAGAAGAUCAUCCUCCAACACGAUUGGCCCAAAACCCUAUUGGAGUUAUGGCAGCAGCAUGUCGCUUACCAGGUGGAGUUUCAUCUCCAGCCGAACUUUGGGAGUUGCUGAAAAUUGGAAAGAAUGCAUCAUCAAGGAUUCCGGCAACAAGAGUUCAAACAAGAAACACGCUGAUAUCAGGUUCAAAAUAUGGAAACCCAGUUGAAGGUGGAAACUUCAUCACCCAAGAUGUUACACAGUUCGACCCUGCAUUCUUCAAAAUUUCUAAGAGUGAAGCUGAACUUAUCGAUCCUCAGCAGAGAAUACUAUUGGAAUGUGUGCAAGAGUGUUUAGAAAACAGUGGUGUCACAGAAACGAGUAGUGUUGGAGUAUUCGUCGGAUUAAUGGAGAAAGAAUAUCAAGAUAUGAUGGAGUCGUCUUCAAUUCUUGCUAUGCUGGGAUCUAUGGCUGCUGUUAUUGCAGGUCGUGUAAAUUACGUAUUUGGAUGCUAUGGACCCUCCGUGACUAUUGACACUGCAUGCAGUUCCUCACUUGUUGCUCUGGAAAUGGCUGUGAAUGCUCUGCUUGAUAAUCGGUGCUCCAAGGUUAUUGUUGCCGGAGUAAAUCUAAUUUUGAAUGAGAAAGGACAAGGAUUAAGAACUAAUGGAAAAAUGCUUUCUCAACACGGAAUGUCUUUGAGUUUCGAUUCUCGUGCUUCUGGAUACGGAAGAUCUGAUGGUUGUGUUGUUUUGAUGUUAGAGUUGGCGAAACCCAAUUUCCAUUACAUGUCAACUAUUCAAUCUGUAAAUGUGAAUCAUGGUGGGCGAAGUGUAUCCCUAACAGCACCAAACGGAGUUGCUCAUAAAAUGUUGCUAACAUCAGUCAUCAAUCAGAGUCCAUCUCUAGCAAUUGACUACUGGGAGGCUCAUGGAACAGGUACACCACUUGGAGACCCUAUUGAAUUUAACACUUUGUCUUCUAUUCUACAAAACAUUAUCAUCGGUUCCGUGAAAGCGUCACUUGGACAUGGAGAAGCUUCAGCAGGUACAUGUGGAUUGCUAAAACUUUUCUUGAUGCUGACAUACCAAUAUGUCCCAACUCUGAUCCACUUCCAUGUCCUCAACAAAGACAUUAACGCUGGAAGCAUUCGUCUUCCGAUUAUUGGAGAAGAAGCCGAAUUGGUGUCAGCUGGAAUCAGUUCAUUUGGAGUCAGUGGAACAAAUGCUGCAGCAAUCGCUUUCAAUGACAAUAACAAAUUGAAACCAUACACGCAUAUCCACAAGUACUACAUUCUGCCGAUAUCUGCAAAGAAUCAAACUUCUCUCGAUCAACUAGAGAAGCAGAUUCUUUCUGUUAUUCCAAUGACAGAUGUACCUAUCAGCAGUAUUGCUAGUGCGCUAGCCAACAAUCGAUCUCAUUUCACUAUCCGGAACGCACUGAUGAUUUCUCAUUCUGGAAGAGUGAUCUCCAAAGUGGAAGGAAAACCACAUCGUGUUGCUAAGAAAGACAGAUUCCAUGUGAAACUUGGUGAAAACGUUAUGGAUGCAAGCCUUCUACAGUACGAUGUUGUCAAUGAAAUGUAUACUGUUGCUUCAUUGAAAAAUCCACAGUCGUUUGCCAUGAAAUUUGCUGUUAUCAAGUUCUUAACUUCACUAUCUGAGUAUGUUGAAAUCGUUGCAUCGUCCACUGAAGAACUCCUGGCUAUUCUCUUAGCAGAUGGGUCUCUGAAAUGGGAUAAGUUUGACAAGAAGCUUCUGGACUACCCAACGGGAAGUUUAUUGAAUGAACUUGCUGACUUAAACUUGAAUGGAACCACCUGUUCUGCAAUCAAGUGCUAUCAAUCUCAACCGGAAAGUGUCAUAUUGAACAGUCCGUUAGAAAUAAUGGAAACGAUCAUGAAUCUCUAUGUCGCAGGUUAUGAACUUGAUUGGAGUACGGUCUAUUCACCUGUUGAGCAGUUUGUAGCUUUACCAAAUUAUCAAUUCAACAAACAGGUACUUUGGUUUGAGGAUCGUGGAGAGAUUGUAGAUCACUAUCUGAUUGGAACAGUUGACGAGGAAACCGAUAAUACUAUUACUCUGAAAAAUCAAAUAUCGGAGCUUCGACACCCUCAAUUCUUCAAGGGAAAACCGAUAGAUGUUGGAACAAUGACAGAAAUUGCAAUUGAAGCAUUGAAAAUUAGGAAUGAGAUUCCAUUUUCUAUCCAGAAUUUGAAAACUGAACAAAUAACUCUUAUCAAACCUGCUUGGCUGGAAACGAUUGUGAAGAAAGAAGAAGAAGAUGAAGGAUUCACUGUUUCUGCAUUUAUUGAUGAUAAGAAACUGUUCACUCUGAGUGCCUCUCCAGUUGAAAUUGAUAAUAUUGAGCUGCCAGCUGUCGAAGUCCAAAUACCAGAUAAAGUUGUUUAUUUGAAAGAAUGCCCGAAUGCUGUCAUUCGAAGACAACGAAAUAUGAUCUACGUUGACUCCAGAUCGGAACCAUCUCCCUUCCGUACUGCAAAUAUUGUACUUAAUGAGAUCAUUGGAUUUGCCCCAAAUCCAUCGGACAUGUUUGUGGAGAUUCUUGGUGUAUUACCAGCGGUUUACUAUAUGGUUCAAGUGGAUGAUGGAGCAUUGUGGCAGUUCCAGAUGAUCUCUCAAGAGAAACGUGUUCUUUCUAAUAUUUAUGUGCUGAAGGAUGCUAAGGGAUUGGAAGUUCCAACUGUCCGAAUGCACAAGAAAUCCACUUUAUUAUCUUCUCAGGAAGCCGGUAUUGUUGCAGCCAGAACUCUUCAAAUGGCUGUUAGAAGCAAGGUGUGUCUCGCAGUUGGCGAUGUAAUUGACUCUGGAGUAGAAAUUGACGAUAGUCAAAUGAGUACUGGAUUCUCUGAACUUGGAAUGGACUCUUUGGCAACAGUAGAUCUGUUGAAUCGGCUCAAUCAAAAAUAUUUCCCAGAAAUUGAGUUGACUACAAGUGACUUAUUCGACAAUCCAAACAUUAUUGAUCUUUCAAUCAUGAUUGAACAACUGCUAAAUGAGAAAGGAAUCCAAGCACCAUCGGAACCAGCGACUCCAAAACUCUCACUUCGUGAACGAAAACUGUCCAUUCCAGCCAUCAGAGCUCAAGAACUAGCCCAAAUCGAGUUUGUGACGAACUACAAUGCGCAACAGAAAGAAGAACAAGAAGAAGAGCAAAAAUUGGCUGAAAUGAAAAACGAAACCAGUGCACCAAAGGAAGAUGACGUUGAUAGAACAGAUAUUCGUCGUAAAAUAUCCUCUGCAGUUUUUGAUUUAGCAACUGAAACACUGUCUGUUGAAGAUCUCGACUCCAAAGGAUUUACUGAACUUGGAAUGGAUUCUCUUUCGAUUGUUGAUUUUGUAAACCGUUUGAAUGAGAAAUACUUCCCAGGAGAUGAUAUCACCGCUAGUGAUGUAUUCGAUUACCCGACUGUUGAUGAACUUGCUGAUCAUAUCGUUCGAAAGAAGAGUAUUUCGUUAUCAACUGCUCCGGAAUUGGUUGCAGAUACGGAUAGAGCUGAAAAGGUUGAGAUCACUGUAAAUGGAAAAGAGCACCCUGAACUUGAACAGCUCACUCAGUGCUAUGUACUGACGGACAACAAGAAUACCACAUUCACUUCUGAUAUAAACUUGACUUCUUCUGGAUCCAAGUUUCAUUUGAUUAAUUCAUCGACUCAAAAACCGAUUAUUGAACUAAAUCCAGAUGGUGGUCAGGACAAGGAACUUCAAAGAUGCUUAGACGGGAAAAAUAACAUAUUGAUUUCCCUUGAUCACUUUGAAAACGCCGUGGAUGUUCUCUACAUGACGCUUCUGAAUUUGAUGAAAACUAUCUCUAAGAACAAAAUCAAGUGUCACUUUGCCGUAUCCAACAAGUUCAGUCUUGGUAACUCGAUUGCUAGAGCUUUCAUGAAAACUGUUACCUCGGAGAAGCACCCACUCAUCAGUUUCGAAUGGGACCAAAAAAUUCAACAAGUUAGUUUUGUUGACUCUGAUUCUGGAAUCAGUGGUAACUGGUUGAUCACCGGAGGAUUGAGUGGAAUUGGAUUUGAAAUUGGAAAGUUUUUGGCGAACAACGGAGCUGAAAACGUUAUACUCGUCAGUAGAAGACAGCCGACUAAUGAUGUUCUCAAGGAGAUCAAAAACUGGAAAGCAUCGGUGAAAACAAUUGCUGCCGAUAUUAGUGACAAGCAAACUCUGGUAAAGGAACUAGAGAAAAUCAGAGUAAACGUCACAGGAAUCAUUCAUUCUGCUGGUGUUCUGAAAGAUUCAAAGAUUGAAAGGCAAACAAAAGAUUUAUUCAAUCAAGUUUUCAAACCAAAAGCUGAUGGCGUUCUCGUUUUGGAAGAAAUUGAAAAGCAUUUCAACUACAAGAUCGAGAACUUCAUCAUGAUGUCAUCAUUCACUGCAGCCUGCGGAAAUGAAGGACAAUUAAACUAUGGAGUAGCCAAUGCGUACUUGGAGCACCAAAUUCAACGUCGUCGGCGUGAAGGAAAAUCCGGAUGUGCCAUUCAAUGGGGAAAUUGGAUAGACACUGGAAUGGCUACCAACGCUCAUGUACGAAAGUUCCUUGCAGACCUCGGAUUCUUGGGACAACACAACAAAGAUGCCCUGAAAUAUCUGAAAGUUUGUAUCGAAAAGAAACCUGAAGUCAUUAUGGUCGCUAAUAUUGACUGGGACGUGAUUUUGAAGAAUCGAAAGGACUUGCCAAGAGAUCUUAUCAACAAUGGAAUUAUUUCAUUCGAGAAUUUAAUUGUUGAAAGAAAAGAAAGUGAAUAUUCUGCAUCAUCUCAUGAAACAACUGACUUUGAAGAAGUUCCAAUAAAUGUUGCAGUAGAAGAUGAAGAAGAAGUUUUGGAACUCAUCAAAGAGAAAGUGUCAUCUAUCUUGAAAUAUGCUCCAAGCAAACUGAAAAGCAACAAGAACAUCAUGGAUAUUGGAUUAGACUCCAGACUUCUCGUCGAAUUUUUGAACUUUAUCAACGCUACAUUCAAGACUAAACUGAAUCUGUCCGAUGCUUACAACUAUUCGACACUUGAAAAACUGGCAUCUCAUAUUUUUGAGAAACUGACUGCAGUUGAUGUUGCCGUUACUUCUGAAAUUGAAAACCAUGUGGAGGAAACCAAAAAAUCUACAGAUUUCUGUUCAUUUUUUGGUGUGAAUCUUUUCUUCAACGACAAAGAUAGCAUUGAGAGAUCAAAAUCAGAAGCUGUCAGAUGUUUGGAAUCUGGGAAACCGCUGCCAACUUCUGGAAAUUUUGCAAUUCCUGUCGUCGGAACUUCCAUAUCAGAUGUGAUCAAGAAAAUUGAAACUGUUACUCCACAACAAGCUAAAACCUGUCAACAAAACUCAAAAAGUGUUAUGAUGCUCACUGGUCAAGGAUCCCAAUAUCCUCUUAUGGGAAGACAACUGGUAGAGAACUAUGAAGUGUUCCGAACAACGCUGAAAUCCUGUCUUGCCAAGUGUGAUGAAUACUUACAAGGAGAUGUCAGUUUGUGGGAAAUUCUGUUCAACACUGACCAUUACAAACUGCUACAAUUAACCAAGCACAUGCAACCCAUCAUGUUCUGUUUUGGUUAUGCAACUGCUCAAUUAUGGCUCUCUCUUGGCGUUGUACCCGACUAUUACUUAGGUCAUAGUGUUGGAGAACUUGUAGCUGGUGUUCUUGCCGGGAUAAUGUCAAUUGAAGAUGGUCUUCGUUUGAUUGUCGAGCGUGGAAAAGCUAUGGAGAACAUUGCUGGACUAGGAGCUCUUCUUGCAGUUCAACGAGAAAUUGCCGAUGAUGUUCUUCGGAAGUUUAAGGUUUCAGUGGCCACGAUUAACAGUCCAAAACAAGUAGUCUUUGCGGGAACCAAGCCUGAGCUUGAUAUGGCAUUAGCAUUUGUAAAGGGGCAGGGCAAACAAGGCACGUUUGUCAACCAGACGUACCCCUUCCACUCCAACCUUAUCGAAGACAUUCAUCUCGUUUCUCUGCGCACAUGUCUCGCCGAAAUACGCUUUCGGGCAGGGACUACUGCGUUGGUCAGCAAUGUGACAGGCCAGAUAAUAAACACGUUCUCGGAGGCCUACAUCAUCAAACACACAAUUUCUGCCGUCAAAUUCGUAAAUUGUGUGGAGACGCUGAGAAACGAGGGUGUCACAGUGUGGAUAGACGCAGGGCCGGCUGCAGUCCUCGCAACAUUUGUGAAGAGAAUUAUUGAGCCAGCGGAACUUGCGAAACACAGAAUUGUUCAGACUUGUAAGGAAAAAGAUUCAGACGUCGAAACUCUGGUGCAAGCAUGUCUCGAGUUGGAGCAAUCUGGAUUAAACAUUUCAUGGCCAACACUUUAUGGUUGUGACAAGAACGAAGAUGCUCCACUUGUUCAGUUUCCCGUGAUUCAAGAAGAUUCAAUUCACGAUGAUGAAUUUGAAGUCUUGGAGGGUCAUCGGCUCAAUGGAAAAAUAAUUGUUGCUGGGGCAUAUCAGAUGUUCAAAAUGGACCAACUUGUCAAAUCUCGAGCCCCGGGAUUAGAUCUAGUAUUGAAAAAUGUGAAGUUUUUGAAGCCGUGGUACAUCGAGGACUGUAAAAACUUUCAAAUCCGCUGGAACUCUGAUAUGACGAUUGAGUUGGUGGUGAAAUCAGUGACAAUGUGUUCUGCAAAAGUUGAUAUGAAAGAAGGACAACUGGUUGCAGAGAAAAUCGGAGAAAAUGAACAAUCUUUCGACGUCCAUGACUUCUAUGAAACACUGUAUCGGAAUGGACUGCAAUAUGAAAGUGGUUUUAGAAGAAUGGACACAGCAAAGCGAUCUGAAAAACGUUGUUUCUCCGAAUUGAAACCAUCUACAUUCGCUUGGCCUUUGAUUGACUCUGCAAUGCAUUCUAUAACUGCAAGUGUGGUCCCUCGUCGUCCGGACAGUUACUUUUUACCAGUUGCAAUGGGUCAAGUAACAAUGAGAAAUGAACAAGAUUUCAAACUAUCGAAUCUUCACUCUCAAACUGUAAUCACUUCGGAAACCGAAAAAUUCAUACAAGUCAAUGUCAUUUUGUUUGCUGGAGAUCUGAUCAUAUGCGAGGUGCGGAACAUGACAAUCGUGGUUUUGAAACUGGUUCCAAUUGCAACUCCAACACCGACUCCAACUGCAACUGCCGCAUUGGAGACAACAAAAACGGAAAUUGAAAUAGUAGGCUUUGAUAUCACACUGCCUUAUAAUCAAAUCUCUACGAACUCUGAAAAUUGGCAGUUUUUGAAAACAAACAGAGUCAAGCAACCGCUUCAGAACCGUUUUUCUGAAAAAGGAGAUAAUCUUUGCGUCGGUUUGCUCGACACAGACUCACGUUACUGGGAUCCUGAAUAUUUUGGGAUUCGUCCUAGCGAAGCUUCAUACAUUGAUUUGCAACAAAGGCUGCUUCUUGUUAGUGUUGCUAAACUUCUCGAUUCAUUGCUUAUCGCUAACCUUCCCAGUAAAACCGGAGUGUUCAUUGGAUGUUCCACUUAUGAAUUCUCUCAAGUUGUGUACGCUCAUAGUCAUGAAAAUCCAAGAGCAGAGUGGGGUGGUGGUACCUCGAAUUCUGCUUUGGCUGGUCGGAUCGCUCAUUGGCUAAAACUGAAAGGCCCAGUUCUUACUGUAGACACUGCUUGCUCUUCUUCAUUUUAUGCUUUGACUUCCGCUUGUGAUGCUAUUCGUUCCGGACAAUGCGAAUAUGCAAUUGUUGGAACAGUCAACUUAGUUCUGCAUGAAAUGACUACAAACGUGCUUCAAAACGCCAAAAUGACUGUUCAUGAUUUCUGCAAAGCUUUUGAUGUAGAUGCUAAUGGAUACAAACGGUCAGAAACAGUUUGUACAAUGCUUUUAUCAAAGCCUCAAAACAUGAACAGUGUUAGUACGUUAGUUGAUUGGGCUACCGGACACAACGGGAACAGUUCAUCUCUAUUCACUCCGAAUGGUACGUCUCAAUUGGAAGUGAUGAAGAAAGCUACAAGAACUGUUGAAGAUAUCGUUGCUGUAGAAACGCAUUGCACUGGUACCAAACUUGGCGAUCCAAUUGAAUUAAGCGCAAUUUCAAAAUUGAUUUCUGCUGAAUGCUCAAUCAACAGUAUCAAAUCAAAUGUUGGUCAUUCCGAAGGUGCCAGUGGACUGGUUUCACUCUGUGCUCUUUUGAUGUCAACACAUUCCAAUUAUAAACAAGCACAACUGCACAUAAAAUGUCCAACCGAAGUGAUAAGAAGAAGUAAUAUGCAUUGCCAGUUUGUUGGCGAAGAGUUAUUUCUAAAUACAAAUGCAUCGGUUCUUAUCAAUAACUUUGGUUUCACCGGGUCGAAUUGUUCUGUGGUCGUGAAACCAAAGUCAAGAAACUUGGAAACUUUAGAAGAAUGCCACAUUCUGUAUCCAAUGUUGAUGUCUGCUCACACAAUGGAAUCACUCAGAAAAUACAUCGACCAGUUUAUCCAGUUUGUCACAGCUUCCUCAGCUUCGUUGCAUGACAUCAUGAUCAGUUUACUUCAGAAAAAAGUACACGUUCACCGUCAUUUUGUGAUAUACGACUACAGAAGGAAAAUUGUUCUGGAAAACCAAAAUGAAAUAGUUUAUCACAAUGACGAUAGACUUGAAAUGUUGAGAAAGAAGUGUAUGCUGUUUUUGAAAGAAGGAGCAAUACCAUUUGAUCGAAAAACCAGUUUUCGUAAAGUCGAAUUACCGCCAAUCAUUUUCAAUAACAGUUUGCACUGGAAACUGAGACCGUUCCACGAUGACAUUUUCAAAACUCGUCAAGUCUCGUUCCGUGAAAUUUUCUAUGAAAAAGUUCUUGUUGAAAAGCAACCUCUUUUGGAAGCCACCACUAUCAGAAAUGUGGCAUGCAUUGGGAGACUGAAUCUUAUACCAAAAAUUGAGAUGGAUGAAGUAUCUUGUUUUGUGAAUGGAAUAAUUGUGUUCCACCCGCUGACAAACAGUAUUGAAGAGUUUUUGAAGCUGACUGAUUUAUGGAGUCGACUGAAGCCAGAUCAGAAUAAUGUGGUAAUUGUAUGUUGCUUCAAAAAUGGAACAUCUCACACUGAAUGGACAGGAGUGCUACGGUCAUUAGCUUCAGAGAAGUUAAUUCCCUACAAGUUUGUUUCCAUCGAACGAAUUGAUGAAUUGAAGAAAGAACUCAACAAUCAUGAUGUCUUUGAGACUAUUUUCUAUAGAAACCAUGCCCGUUUCGUGGAGAGAAUGAAAAAAUUCACUCCAAAUUUCAAAAAGAAAUCUGAGUAUAGACAACUUUUAAUAUCUGGUGGAACUGGAGGAAUUGGCAACGCUGUCUUGAAUGAGCUGAAACCAAAAAGUUCAACUAUACUUACACGACAAAACAGGAGAAAUGUAGAAGAAGAAAAUACUUAUGUGAAAUCAGACGUGGCGAUAUACCAAUCUGAUACUCAAUAUGAACAUGUUUUCCAUUUUGCUGGAAAUGUCCAAAAUGCAUCACAUUCCAGUAUGAGAAAAGAAAAAGUGGAGGAAUUAUUGUUAACAAAACUACAAGGAGCCAGAAAUUUGGUCAAGUGCUGCUCCAAGCAAGGAACAUUUGUGUUCUCAUCUUCAAUUGCAUGUAUUCUAGGAUCGUAUGGACAAUCAAAUUAUGCUUUUGCAAACGGUUUGGUCACUUCGUUUUUAGAAACGACCCCAUUAAAGUCAAACGUUAUUCAUUGGGGUCCCUGGAAAGAAGUUGGAAUGUUGGCAAGGUCGGAAUGCGAUGAAAUAAACAAAGCACUUGCUAUGAAUGGCUGGAAUCCGUUAUCCAAUUCUGAUGCACUUUCGGUAUUCUCUACUGAUGUUAUGAAUCCAAAAAGUCAAGUAAUAGUUUUUGAUGGAGAUUUUGAAGAAAUUGUAGCAAGACAACCGCAUUUACGGAAAUUCCUCUCAGAAAUCGUUAAAGAGAAGAAAACUCCAAUUAAAGAAAACCCGUCUAAUUUCGAUAAUGUUUUUUCUGAUGUAGUAGGUAUCAAAGACAUGGAGAACAAAACUCAAAUUCCCUUCAUGGAUCUUGGAAUUGAUUCUUUGUGUAUGGAAAACCUAAGACACACUCUCAACGUUGAACUCGGUUUAGACCUGAACGUUUCUAUAAUGUUUGAAAACGCUACGUAUGAAAAACUGAAGGCUUACACAUCAAACCUAUUGAAAUUGAAAACUGGAAAAUCGAAAAACUCAGAAAACGAAAUCAGCUCAGAACACAAAAUAGACAAUGACAACCGUGUUGCUGUAAUUGGAUGGAGUGCUGAAUUUUCUGGAGCGCAGAACAUUGAAGAAUUCUGGAACAACUUACUCAAUGGAAUCAUUUCAACUAACAUAGGAACCAACCUUCUGAACUCUCCGUUUGGCUUCGAUAACAAGUUUUUCAAUAUAUCUGAUGAAGAUGCGAAAAUGUUGGAUCCUCAAGUAAGAAAGUUCAUUCAACAUGCGUAUUUGGCUUUGGAAAAUUCUGGAUACAUUGAACUACGAACUGAAUUGAAAUGCGCCGUUUUUGCAGGAGCAGAACCAUCCGACUACGGUAGACAAGACGAGCAAGAUGAUGCCAUGAGAAAACUUUUUGUGAUGAAUAUGAACAAUUAUCUUGCAACUUAUGCUUCUUACUGUCUCGAUCUGAAAGGGGAGGCUGUAUCAGUUUACAGUGCGUGUUCUACCACUUUGGUAGCUGUAGCAAAUGCAAUAAAGUCGAUUCAGACUGGUUCAAUUGAUUAUGCAUUGGUAGGAGCUGCAUCAAUAGCAGAGGUUUCGGAGUCUCUCAAUGGAUAUGGAGACUCAAAAAAAACUAUAUUUUCAAAGUCAGGAGUAUGUCGACCGUUUGAUAAAAACUCUGAAGGAAUUGUGAGAGGAUCUGGUGUUGGAUGUUUAGUUUUGAAAAAGUAUUCGAAAGCUGUUGAAGAGAAAGACCAUAUCCAUUUUGUCAUCAAGAACUAUUCCAUCAGCAACGAUGGACUUUCACGAGCAAGUUUCAUGGCUCCCAACCCAGCUGGCCAGUUGAGAUGUAUGACAAGUGUGCUGAAUAAACUGACUGAUGAUGAAAAACAAAGAAUUGAGUAUGUUGAGUGCCAUGCAACUGGAACUAGACUUGGAGACACUAUUGAAAUGAGUUCUCUUCAGACUGCUUAUGGUUACAAGAAGAAUUUACUAAUCGGAUCUUGCAAAGCCAACAUUGGACAUGCGUAUGCUGCCUCGGGGCUUGCAUCAUUGAUAAAAUGCGGCAUGAUGUUACAGACAGGAAGAGUUCCUCCGCAAGUGAAUUUCUCUGAGUUCCGUGAUGGUUUUGGAAAUUUCUUCAGAGUGAACACCGAAGAGGCUGAGAUCAAGAAGAAUAGUCUAAUUGGUAUUGAUUCAUUUGGAAUUGGAGGAACAAACGUUCAUAUGAUUCUCGAAUCUCAUUGUGUACAAGAAACCAAUUUGAGAAUGCAGUAUGAAUUGCAAACACACAUCUUUCCGUUGUCUGCAAAAUCGGAGAAUGCUUUGAAAAAGUUGGAAGAGACCGUCAUAAAUUAUUUGAAAAAUGACGAUCGAACUUUGAGAAAUCUAUCAUCCACUUACAUUCACGAGAGAACAUUGAUGGACCAUCGGACAUACUUUAUUUCCGAUAUAAAGAACAACCAAACCAUUAUCAAUAGAGGUCCAAGAAUCAAAUGGCAACCUAAAUCUCCAAAAGUUGCUCUGUAUUUUGCUCCUCAAGGUGUUCAAUUUUCGAAUAUCUUACCUGAAGAAUAUCAUAAUAAUGUAAUCUAUCAAAAAGCAAUUCAACGACUUUGCAACUCUGCAAAUAAUCUUGGAUUGAGGAACUUGGAAAGAAUUCUGUAUCCUACUAAUAUGGAAGACGAUCUCAUUCAAUCCAUUGAAUAUUCUCAAGUGACUCUUUUCGUCCAAUGCAUGGCUAUUUACGAAUCACUCAAAAAAGUAUUGAAACCCCAAUUGCUAAUCGGGCACAGUGUUGGUGAGUAUACAGCGGCAGUGAUUUCAGGAGUGUUGAAUGAAGAUCAAAUGAUAGAUUUAUUAAUCAAAAGGAGUCGACUAAUUGGAGAGACUGACGAAGCACGAAUGUUAAUGGUGUGGAACUAUGAAAAAACUCUUCCCGUAGAUGUCGAAGUCUCUGCAAUUAUUGAUAUCAAUACCAAAUGCGUUGUUGGGCCAAUCAAAGCAGUAGACGAGUUUGAAGAAUCACUCAGACAGCAGCAUAUCAAGUAUCGAAACAUCAAAACGAAUUACGGAUUUCAUUCUCAAAUGAUGCAGCCCAUAUCAACAAAAUUCAAAAAUGUAUUCUCCACACUACCGGCUAAAAAGCCUGAAAUUCCAAUGAUUUCUAGCAUAACGGGUUCCACAAUCCCCGAUUUCAAUGCAACUUAUUGUCACAAUCAUCUCACAAGUCCAAUCAAUUUAGAUCGGGUCGCCGAUGCUAUAAUUAAAUCAGGCGUGGAUAUUGUAGUGGAAAUCGGUCCAACUGGUGUGUUGUCUAACCUCUUGGCAAAGAAAAACUCAAAAACCGUAGUCAUCCCCACAUGUGGAACAAAGAAACACCCAAAACAGUCACUUAUGGAGUGCAUUGGAGAGGUUUGGAAUCAUGGAGUCGACAUACGUGGAUUAUUCAAAAAAACAGACAUUGACGGUAACGCACCAGGAUAUUGUUUUGAUGAAACCCAGUUCAGUAAAAACAACGACUAUGCCAAGAAUAUAAAGCAAAAUAUUGAAAAACAGUUCAAACUGUACACGGAAGACUGGAUAGAAGAAGACAGUUGUGAUGCCAUCGACUCACCUGCCUCUUUUGAGAUUUAUGACAGAAGUGUGACAGCCACCACGUCUUCUAUUUUGGUUUUUCUGCUCGAAGAAUCUGAAGGUCUUCAUACGAACUAUUUCGACGUUGAAAGGUUUUUAAAAUAUUCUCAUCAGCAUGAGACGAUUCUUUUUAUUGCUAACAGUGAUCACCCUUCCAAUCAAAUGGUUCUCGGACUUCUUCGUUGUCAUCAAUUGGUUUCCAGAACAAGAAUCAAGUACAUCGAGAACCUGGAUUACCUUGAAGUAUCAAAUAUUGUUGCAAAAACAGUGAACUGUGAAGGAUUGUAUCUUCGCUUGGCUUCAAGUGAAGUUUUCUGCCAUCACUUCAAGGAGAUGCUUCCAAGAUCACCUCCAAAUAGUCCUGUUGAAGGUCAUGCAUUAGUAUUCGGAGCAAAUGGAUUUGUUGGAAGAAUAGUAGUGGAAUAUUUGAAUUUAUUGAAGAUCAAUGUCAUCCCUGUUGCUCGUAAUUCAAAGUAUACUUGCGACAUCACUGAUUCGGAAAGUGUCAAAAAAAUUAUCGAAUCAAUUGGCUUGAAUCACUUCACCCUGGUUGUUAACUGUGUCGGGAAAGAGUCCUCACCAAGUGUUGUCAAAUCAUUUGAAGAGCAGGAAUUGGUACUUUCGUCAAAAACAAGAGGCAAUCUGAAUAUUCUUAAUUGUUUUGAAGAAAAUCAAAUCGAAGUUGACAAAUACAUCACGUUCUCAUCACUAAGUUCAACCAUCCCAUUGCUUGGUAACUCGGAUUACGCUAGUGCGAACUGUUUUAUAGAGGCUUUGUCAAGGCAAAAGUUUGAAUACAUUCAGAAGUUAUUGGUUUUGUCAUUGCCGCCCCUGGAGGGAAGUAGAAUGUAUUCCGAAUCGACUUCAUCAACAAAGCAAAUGUUGAGUCAUGUGUUGAUGAGCAAAAAAUAUCUUGUGGAUGUGUUCAAGGAUACAUUCUUCUCGGAUAUAGACGGAUCAAUAUUCGUGUCCCCCUCUAAUCCUUCUGAAAUUGCAUCGAAAAGUCUAAAACAUAAUAGAUCUGGUGAGAAUGAGGAUGAACCGACAAUCAAAGCAGAAGAAGUCAUGAAACAAGAAAAUGGUCUAGAAGAUUUGAUCAAAAAAAUUUGGAAAACGACGCUAGGCCAAUCAUUGGUAAUUGACGAUUCAUCUAACUUUUUCUCACUUGGAGGAGAUUCUCUGAGUGCUCUACAAGUUGUAUGGCAAGUGCAAAAACAAACUGAGAUAACUGUGGAAGUGAAUGACUUGUUUGAUAACCCCACUCUGGUUGAGUUUGGAAAGCAUAUCGAACGCUUGAAAUCAACUAAACUCGAAGAUGGACCAAUUGACGAAGACGACCAUAUCCCAGACUACAAUAAUAUCCGACUGACACAUUCCCAGACGCAGAUGUUUAUGCUCCGUCAAAUCGACGCUACUUCAAAAUACAAUGUAAUUUUCGAAAUUGUUAUCAACUACGACAAUGAGUUUAGCUGGGAAAACUUGAAAUAUUCUCUACUCUCCCUGGUCGCUUAUCAAGCAAGUUAUCGUAGUUUGUUUGGUAACACUAGCCCCCCAAAUCAGAAGUUGUGUUCCCUCACAGAAAGUUUUCACAAUCUUGAUGAUAGAUGUGAUCUCAUCGAAGCGAUUUCUCAUGAAACGAAUCACUCGUUUGACAUUGGGGUAACGACACCAUUACGAGUACGAAUUGGUGAGGACUGUGAUAACAAUCGAAUUCACAUCGUUUUCAAUCAACAUCAUAUUCUCACCGACGGAUGGUCUAUGACUAUUCUCGCAGAUACUAUCAACACGUUUUAUAAUUCCUAUAAAAAUGGAAUUGAUCUCCCAAGAAAGUCACAUCAGAUGAUCACUAAACUAGCAAUCAAACAAAGCCAGGAAUUUGAAAAACUGGAAGACAAAAUCAAAGAAGUUGUGAAGUAUUACAAGAAUUCAAAUCACACUGUGAUCCCUUAUGAUACAAAUUAUGGCUCUGAAGAGAAUCACACGAGAUUCAUUAAGAAAAUUCCUGCGAGAUUGUGGACCAGAAUUACCGACUUGUCGAAAAAGUUCAGUACUACAACUCACCACAUAUGCCUGGCGUUUUUCUGUGAGUGCAUCCGCUAUUUUACUGGACAAUCUGAGAUAAUGAUCGGGUAUGCUGACUCUGGAAGGAACACGGAAAAUUCGAAUCUCAUCGGAUAUUUUUUGAAUAAUGUAUUGUUCAAAACAUCAAUCUCCCAUGAUGUCGUAGAAUUUGAAAAAAUUUUGAAGAUUGUAUCGAAGUCUCUUGAAACUAGUCGGAAGUUUUCAAAUGUGCCAUUCCACAAGAUUGUUGAACAGAAUAGAGAAUUGAAUGCGAUAUCUAUAUAUUUCAACUUCCGCCAAAAACUCGACUACCCAACAGUGUCUAUUCCAGGAGCAAACUGUGAAAUCAAGCAUAUUUCCUUGAACAAUGCGUUUAGUUUUUCAUUCACCAUUGAUGAAACCCCUUCCGGUUCUCUAAUUUCAAUCGACUAUGAUUGUUCAAAAUACUUAAAGUCCACUGUCAAUAUGUUCUCGAACAUGUUUUUGAAAAAGGUGAACUUUUCCAAAAACAAAAUCAUACCCGUUCGUCGAGCCGACUACCCUUCUCAUCUUUUCCAAUGUGACUUGUUGACCUCUUGGAAGCUAUUUUCGGAGGAACCUGCACUUUUGCUCUCAUCAAACACCAUUUCCUACUCUGAACUGGCCCAAAAAAUUGAGUGCACGGCGACAAACAUUCAGAAACAAUUUCACAUUUUGAGAGCGGUAUGUCUGAGAGAGGAUGAUAUGAUUGGGAUUGAUUCAAGUUAUCCACCAACUGCUCUACUUGCUUGUUGUUAUUUGGGCAUCACUUAUUCUCCACUAGACCCAACUUGGCCGAAAGACCGUCAGAAGUUUAGUGGAGAAAAAGUUCAGAUGCUUUUCAAAUAUGAUGCACUACCAAAGUAUUCGAAAAUCAGAAACUUUCAAACAAGAACCCUCUACGGUGGAAUGUACACCAUUUUUACGAGUGGCUCCACUGGAGUCCCAAAAGGUGUCUUUAUGGCUGAACGUUCGGUCUCCUCAUUUCUGACAUCAGCGACAAAACAAUGCAUGUUCCGUGAGAAAGUGCGUGUUCUCGAUUCGGUCAAACAAGUGUUUGAUGUCAGUGUUUCAAACAUCUUUGGAACGGUGUUCAAUGGUGGUCUUCUCAUUGCUCCCGACCACUCAACAACAAUAACCGAAAAACUUCCAAAGUGUCAAUACGUUUUCUUACCGGCCGCCGUGUUCAAUGGAUUUACCACCAAAACAAUGAGCAGGCUAAAAAAUGUGGAGACACUAACAAUCGGCGGAGAGACAGUCUCGAAUGGUGUUCUGCAGAAAACGUUGCAACUAUUACCGAAUAUGAGAAUCAUACAGAUUUACGGACCCACGGAAACAUGUGUUUGGUCUUUAACAAACCGUUGUCAAUUAUCAUCGGAGAAUAUUGGAUCAAGACUUGGGGCUUCAAUGGAAAACGAAACAUACCAAAUACAAAAUAAUUAUGUACGUGGCAUUCUGGAUAUUCGAGGAAGGUCUCUGGCUCGUGGCUACAUAACAUCGGACCCCACCGGAACAUCGUUUAUAGAUAACUACUCUACUGGCGAUGUAGUUGAUGCUAGAUCAGGUUACCUACAAUUCAUUGGAAGAGUUGAUAACCAAGUCAAAUGGAAAGGUGUUCGCGUGGAUUUGGCGGAACUUGAAAAAGAGUUCCUUAUGUGCUUAGGCUUGCUUCAGGUUGCUAUUGUUUAUUCGAAUCAAAUGCUUAUUGCUUUUAUGGCUGGAAACAAAGCGAAAAUGCAGUACUCCGUGCUUCUGGAAAAAUUGAAAGAUCGGACACAGAUACCUGACCAUUUCUUGCAAAUCGAAAAAAUGCCUUUGAAUUCUAGUGGAAAAAUCGAGAAGUCUCUACUUUUACAGGCAUUUGAGAAGAUUCGAAAGUCCUAUAAACGAGAAAUGGUCACAUUGGAGAAUUCGUUGGAAGAGAAGGUAUCAAAAGUAUCAAGUGAAGUUCUUGGUCGUCAGACAUCGUUGACUGACAAGUUCACAGAAGUUGGUGGUAACUCUUUGACCUCAAUUCAACUUGCGCAUCGGCUCACCGAUGAGUUGAAAUUUGAAGUCAAGGCUCAUGAUAUCCUUCAAUCAAACAACUUCAAGGAUUUGAGCAAUCAAUUAGCUAAAUCUGUUGAAAAGCCAUCUUCAAAAAUUCCAAAUGUUAUCACCAAACUGAGAGAGAUUCCAAACUCAAAAUUCAACAUCUAUCUGGUACAUGCUAUAGGCGGAACCAUCUACCCGUAUUACUCAUUCCUGCAAAUCUUCCCGAAAAACAUUUCCCUUUAUGGAAUCGAGUUCGAUUUGAAAUACCCAUCAAACGACUUGAGAGAACUUGCUCAUUUCUAUGCUCGAGAGAUUGCUGCUCAUGCCGGAGAAAAGCAAAUCUUUGUUAUGGGUCAUUCGAUGGGAGGAAUUAUGAGUCGCGAGAUAGUAGCAGAACUAAAAAUUUGGGGUUAUGAAAUCCCAUUCGUCAUGCUAUUUGAUUCAUGGGUCCUCCGAACUAAUGAACUUGACAUUGAGAAUAUCAAACAAUUUAUUACGUAUGUCUUCUCCGGCCUUCCAGACAGUGAACAUCGUAUUGAUAGAGCGAUCAAACUCGCCCAACUUCUUAGAGAAUACAAAACUUCCGUUUCCGACACCAAAUUAUAUUUAUUCAAGAGUAAGCAGCUUGGAGAUGCUGCGUUCAAAAAAGCUAUUAGAGUCGAUCUGAAUGAGGAACUGUCUCGAUCUAUGACUUGUAACGGAUUCGAUGAGUUAUCCCUCCAGCCGAUUGAAACCUACUUGAUUGACGGCGACCACGAAUCCUGUCUCAAAGCCGAAAACUUGAAAAAAGUAAAGGAUUUGAUUCUUGCACCUUUCAAACCUUAUUUUGAUCACGCCUAA